Hymenoscyphus albidus is the source of this 1876-nucleotide messenger RNA. Lineage: Eukaryota; Fungi; Ascomycota; Leotiomycetes; Helotiales; Helotiaceae. The record is from the annotation of a GenBank genome assembly.
AUGGAGCUACAAACUCGAGCAAACAAGACACCAGCGCCAUUUUCAUUCGCGCCCAGUCAAAUCUUCGAAGGGAAUGACGGAAAAUGGUCAACAUUCGCACUUCGUGUGGGGACCCCAGAACAAAUAUUCCACGUUCUCAUUUCUACAGCAGGCCAAGAAACGUGGGUUCCAGUACCAGAAGGCUGUCUUUCGACAGAUCCGAGUGAUUGUGGAGCCCAGAGGGGAGUUCUUCCUUUUCGUAAUCAACCAAGUAGUGGCUUCCAAAUAAAUGCAGUAGGUACAGUACAAGCAAAAUAUGUAGUUUUUAGAAGCUGAUAGAUGGAGCAGUCUUCGACUUGGACACCGAUAAAUCGAUACGAGCUGGGUCUUGACAAGGAGUUGAAUUAUACAGGAAACGGGGAAUAUGGAUUCGAUACCGUAGGACUACAGGAUUCGAUACCGUAGGACUACAGUUACCGCAGAGUGGCGGCGUGUCUUCAGAGCAUCAACUUGUUGCAGGUGAGAUCCUCGGAAACCGGAUUGCUAUAUAUUGAAGCGGCUUGUUGACAACGAUGCAGGUAUCGCAACGAAAGAUUUCUACCUUGGGAUGUUCGGUCUCGGUCCAAAACCAACGAAUUUCACAACCUUUAACAACCCCCAAGGAAGCUUUUUAUGGUCAGAACGCAAUCAAAGCCUGAUCCCAAGUCUCUCAUGGGGAUAUACAGCAGGUGCAAAUUACCAGUUGACAAGGACGCCAGGGAGCUUGACACUGGGUGGAUAUGAUGCGUCUCGAUUCAUACCCAAUAACUUGACCUUUCAAUUCGGUGCCGAUGACUCGAAACCUCUGACGCUCGGUCUCCAGGCUAUUCAGGCGACAAACACAUUUCAGGGUGUUAUGUCUCUACUCCCAUCUGGGAUUCUGACUUUCAUAGAUUCCACAGUCCCGGAGAUAUGGCUUCCUCUGGCAGUGUGUAGAAUUUUUGAAGCAGCUUUUGGACUACAGUACGACCCUAGCACAGAUAGGUAUCUUGUCAAUGAUAUCAUUCACGCCGCUUUGGUCUUGAUGAACCCCGUUUUGACCUUCAAGAUCGGCUCCCCCGUUGACGGAGGAAACAAUACUAAUAUAAACCUGCCAUAUAAAGCAUUCGAUCUGCAGGCAAGCUAUCCGAUAUAUCCAAACACGACCAAUUACUUUCCACUAAGAAGAGCCAUGAACGAUUCCCAAUAUACUUUGGGCAGGAAUUUUCUACAAGAAGCGUAAGCGAACCAAAGAAUGGAGAACUCCAGCAUCGUUAACCUUUUCAUAGAUAUGUGAUUGCGGACUACGAGCGCUCGAAUUUCUCGGUUUCGCAAUGUGUAUUCAACGAAAAAACGACAAAUGAGAUCAUCACAAUAAAAUCUCCGGCGGAAGUUAUUGGCAAAACAGGUCUACAAAAGAACGCUCUCAUUGGAAUUGUGGUCGCCGCUGUGGUCUUUCUCGCGAUAUCAUUGAUUGGGGUGGUAUUCUGGUUUCGCCGUCGUAAAAGUCGAAGACUCAAGAACGGAGAAAGUAGUGAUCAGGUCUGGUUGGACAAACAUAAUACAGCAGAGGAUGAAAGAGACACACCGGGUCAUACAGGGCCUAUAGAAGCUUCAGCAGAUCACCGGCGGUUCGAAAUUAUGGGAAGAGAAAAGGACCUCCCAACACAUGAACUACUUACUGUGGAUCAAGCAACGGAAAUGAUAGGGAGAGAUCGGGAUUUAGCCCAUGAGCUUUAUACGGUAGACAAGGUCGUGGAAUUACCUGCUGGUAGAAAUGGAGCUUGAUUGAAAAUGUCAAUGUUGAAAUUAAUACUCAGCCCGGCCUCAUAAAUUUGAUAAUUACCAAGUGCAUGCAGUAAGCGAAUGAAUAGAACAC